Molecule: messenger RNA, 3059 nt
Organism: Patiria miniata (bat star)
Lineage: Eukaryota; Metazoa; Echinodermata; Asteroidea; Valvatida; Asterinidae
Product: gelsolin-like protein 2
Exons: 11
Coding region: 196-1290 (364 amino acids)
Molecular function (GO): actin filament binding
Source: RefSeq, a predicted model, not a curated record
UUCAGCGUGCAGUGCAGUGCUAGUGCAGUGGUUGUUGCAUGCACGUACGGCACGGAUCACUUGACAAGCAGCAUUCUCGCCGUCUGGUAUUUCUGCUGAUAAGUUCCUGCCGAAUUCUCAAGUCGUAAACUUGUUGCUGUUCUUCACUCUUCAACAGAUUUUUUAAUUCCGAGACUUGCUCUCUAAAGCAUCAAGAUGAGCGGAAUGGUCAAAGCCAAGAAGUACGACUGGAAGGAUUCGAACCUGGCCCUCUUCGGCUCGGAUACAGAGAAGUCGGUCAAGAAGGCUUCGGCUGAGACGGAGGCUGCCUGGAAAGGAGCUGGCGAGAAAGUUGGCAUGCAGAUUUGGCGCAUUGUGAAGUUCAAGGUGAAAGCUUGGCCUAAGGAGGAUUACGGAAAGUUCUACAAUGGAGACUCCUACAUCCUUCUCAACACCUACAAGGAAGAAGACAGUGAAGAACUUAACUAUGAUGUUCACUUCUGGAUUGGUCAGUACUCCACCCAGGAUGAAUAUGGAACGGCCGCUUACAAGACCGUCGAGUUGGACACGCUUCUUGACGAUAAGCCGAUUCAGCACCGUGAGGUCAUGGAUCACGAGUCAGACCUGUUCAAGAGCUACUUCCCCAGCUUGAGCCUAUUGGAGGGAGGUGCGGACACCGGUUUCCGCAAAGUCAAGCCGACAGAGUACCAACCACGUCUGCUCCAUUUCCACGGGACGAGGAAGAACAUUCAAGUGAAAGAAGUGGCUCUGUCCAGGCAGUCCCUUGAUUCCUCUGACGUCUUUAUCCUGGAUCUGGGAUUGGAAAUUUUCCAGUGGAAUGGCAGUUCUGCUAACAAGGAUGAGAAAUUCAAGGCAGUUCAGUACCUGCAGGCAUUGAAGUCCGAGCGUAGCGGGAAGCCCCAGGUGGAAUCGCUGGAUGAGAGCGGCAUUUCGACCAACCAUCGUUUCUACGAAAAGCUGCCCGACAAGCCAGUCGAGAAAGAGGAGGAGACAGACUCAAGCUUCCCACCUUCCAUCUUCCGCGUGUCCGACGAGACUGGCUCCUUGGAGACAACCCUUGUGUCUGAGGGCAAGCUGGCCAGAAGCUUCUUGGAAUCCAAGGAUGUGUUCUUGGUGGAUACUGGAAAGGAACUGUUCGUUUGGGUAGGCAAGGGAGCCAGUCCGGAUGAGAAGAAGAACGGCCUGCCCUAUGCCCACAGUUAUUUGAUGAAGACCAAACACCCACUCAUCCCCAUCACCGUUUAUGGCGAGGGCAAGGAGGCCGCUGCAUUUAACCAACUCAUGCAAUAAGGUGGGCAGGACUCGUCAUUCCCGUCUUCAAGACUUCUUGGACUUGAAACAAUUUGCAAGCGGGGAAUAAAUGUUUUUUACUCGAUAGGUGCAGCAGUAAUUUUAGAAGUAUGUGUAAAGAAGUGUUUUAAAACGUGCAUGUGUUAGGUAGAUUAUGUAGUGGUCAUAUCUCAUGUCGGUGCAAGCAUAGGCUUUGACAACUAAACAGUAAAUUGUGUUGUCCCUUUUUUGUACUGUGAUAUCAUUUUCGCUUUUAUUUUCCUAAAAAUGUUGAAAUUGCUUUCAGUGGUGUUAAGGAUGCAUGUCCCAUCUCUUCAAACAAAAUUUUUUUCAUCAUAAUGAAAUUUCAAUUUGUAUGUUUGGACUCGAAGAAGAAAACUAUUUUUUUACCUUCGAUUUAUGGCAUCUGCACUCCCUCUGAAAAAGGGCUUUCAUUAAAGUGCACCAACGAACCCACCCAGCGAGAGCCGAAUUUUAUUUUAGGCCGCAAACAUUUUAAAUUUUGUAAAGAAAUAAUUCAGUCACUAGUGAAUCAUUUUUAUGAAUAACUUUUAUAUCACCAAGAAAAUAGCAAUUGAAAAACAAAUCUAUUUUCCCGGGUGAAAUUCCAAAAUAUCACGGGAAUUGCAUCUUUGAAUUAUACUUCCUAUUAAUGUCAAAAAUAAAAAUAACUUCUUCUCAUAAGGCUUGAGAUAAGAGCCAGGGUAGAUACAUUUCAUAUGCCGUAUUGUUUAUGCCACAUUUGUAUGCAGCCUUAGAUCUAGAUCACAGAUUGAGUAAAAGAGAAAAAAAUAAUGAUUUAUUACCCAAACAUUUUUCUAAUUGAAAGUGCAGAAACAAGGUAUUGGCUUUAUUUUUACAAAUAUUUUGCUGAGAAUUUAUACUUGGAAUUUAUUCCAACUGGUUGGUCGUCUACAGUAGUCGUUUGAUACAUUCAUAAACUUAGCAUUCCAUUUUUUCUGUUUCUCUAUAGUAUUUUGUUUACAUUUAAGAUAACAAGAACAAACAAAGCAUUCCUUUAUUUCGGAAAAGUAAGGACUUUUUUUUAUAUUAACAGAUAAUACAUGUACAUGCUUUUCUUCUUUUUACAGUGGUUUCCUUGUAUUUUUUAGUUUUACUUUUAGAAUUACAUAGGUGAUUGGCAGUCUAUUUUUAAUUUUUAAUAAAAUCAGAUUUUAUCUAUAUUUUUUUAAUCAAGAUCGAGUAUUAAGUGAAACAGAGAUAAACCAUUGAUCAACAGUCAUUCAACCAAUCAGGAAGUGCCUCUCUGUUCAUGAAUAUUUAAUAAUUAUGCAAAUUUGUAGAUUUAUAGUAAUGAACACGUGUAAUUUUCAUCAUAUCAUCACAAGUUAGUUUUCUAACGUCCCAGCCAAAGCUGGCAAAUGGCAACUUAAAAGCAAGUGUUUGAUCAUGUUUGUAAAAAAAAAAAAACAAUUACUAAAAAGCAGAAAGCAAGACUUUGACAAAUACGUAGAACAAAUUGCAUAUGAAAAUGUCUCAUUGUUUUUAUUUUCAUGACGCUUAUCUGUACUUGGAUUAAAAAAACAAAUCCUUAAAAGAACUAAUUUUUUAAGUCAUUUUAAAAAUUGAAUUAAGCAAGACUAAUUUGUGCAAAGAAUACAAGCAAUUACAUAUAUGAGCUGUUUUUUUUUUCCUCGCGCAAUGAAUUUAUCUCACGAGUAAUGAAUUUAUAUGUAUUUGUUUGGUGAUUUAAAAUAUUUCUCCUAGCAUUAUUUUGAUUAACAAUAAACAGGUGAAGGCAUAUUGCA